CCGGGGCCGCCUGGGAAGGGAUGCGGGCGAGACCGCGCCCGCCGCGCCCCUCGGCUCCGGGCGCCGCGCAGCUGGGCUGAGGCUGCUCGGGGUCGGGGACGGUGAUGCUCGGCUGCACGUCCUGGCGCGGCCGCCCGGCCCGGUGAGCGCUGCGAGGUGCACUCGGCCUCUGAGUUGUUCUUUCUCCAUGACCUUUGCUGCCCGUGACCAGUAGCUUCCACUUGCUCCUCCAAAAAACGCUCCUUCCUAUCGGGGUCCAGCCCUGCCCUCUGCCUGUCACCAGCUAGGCCCCGUGGCCACAGCGGCACUGAAACCUCUCACUCGUCCAAAAAUAAUUUUCAGAAAGCAGAUUCCUGUCUAUGCUACACAUGCAAGGACAAAUUAAUAUAUAUUACUUUAGUUCUUCCUAAAGAGAGGAAGAGAAGGAGAAUGAACUUGGAUGAUAGAAAAUGUUGAACAUUUCAUAAAGCCCUAGAGAUCCAGCUGAACAUGCGUCUCUAAAAUGCCAGGUCAACACAGCAGGAAUCUGUGGAUCGCCUCACCCCGUGCUCCAUCCCCAGAUCAUGAAGAUCGCAGGGGACCGUGUCUUCUGGAUGCUGCUUGUCCUGCUCCCGCUGGCAGCCCGGGCUGCGGACCAUGCGGAGGUGGCGAGGCACGUGAUCAAGCUGCACCGGGGAAGGGGCGCAGCCCUCGCCCAGAGGAAGCAGUGGGUGCUGGACGGCUGCAGGAAGCUCUCGGGGCUGCUUCGUCAGAAGAACGUGGUUCUGAACAAACUGAAAAGUGCCAUCAGAGUGGUGGAAAAAGAUGUUGGCCUGUCUAAGGAAGAGAAACUGUUCCAGGUGCACACAUUUGAAAUUUUCCAGAAGGAACUGAAUGAAAGUGAAAAUUCCGUUUUCCAGGCUAUCCACGGCCUGCAGAGGGCCCUGCAGGGAGAUUACAAGGAUGUUGUGAACAUGAAGGAGAGCAGCCGGCAGCGACUGGAGGCCCUGCGAGAGGCAGCCAUAAAGGAAGAAACAGAAUAUGUGGAACUUCUGGCAGCAGAAAAACAUCAAGCUGAAGCUCUUAAAAAUAUGCAACAUCAAAACAAAAGUUUAUCCAUCCUCGAUGAGAUUCUUGAAGAUGUACGGAAGGCGGCAGACCGUUUAGAGGAGGAGAUAGAAGAGCAUGCCUUCGACGACAACAAAUCGGUGAAAGGGGUCAACGUGGAGGCUGUGCUGAGGGUGGAGGAGGAAGAGGCGGGCGCCAAGCGCAACGUGACGCGAGGAGAGGGCGAGGGUGGCCUGGGGCUCAGCAUGCUGAUCGACUCCCAGAACAACCAGUACAUCCUGACCAAGCCCAGAGACGCCACCAUCCCGCGUGCGGACCCGCACUUCAUAAAGGACAUCGUGACCAUAGGAAUGCUGUCUUUGCCUUGCGGCUGGCUGUGCACAGCCAUCGGCCUGCCCACCAUGUUCGGUUACAUCAUGUGCGGUGUGCUGCUGGGACCCUCAGGGCUGAACAGUAUCAAGUCUAUUGUACAAGUGGAGACAUUAGGAGAAUUUGGGGUGUUUUUUACUCUUUUUCUUGUUGGCUUAGAAUUUUCUCCAGAAAAGCUGAGAAAGGUGUGGAAGAUUUCCUUGCAAGGGCCGUGCUGCAUGACCCUGUUAAUGGUCGCGUUUGGCUUGCUAUGGGGGCACCUGUUACAGAUCCGACCCACACAGAGCGUCUUUAUUUCCACCUGCCUGUCCUUGUCCAGCACACCCUUGGUGUCCCGCUUCCUCGCGGGCAGUGCCCGGGGGGAUAAAGAAGGCGACAUUGACUACAGCACGGUGCUGCUGGGGAUGCUGGUGAUGCAGGACGUGCAGCUGGGGCUGUUCAUAGCCGUCCUGCCAACUCUCAUCCAGGCAGGGGCCGGCGCCUCCACCAGCGUGGCCGUGGCCGUCCUGCGCGUGCUGGUGCUGGCCGGCCGCACGCUGCUGUCGCUGGCCGCCGUCCUGCUGCUGUGUCUCGCCAUGAAGACCUUCCUCGUGGGCCCGUACUACCGCAGGCUGCACGCGGAGAGCAAAGGGGGCAAGGAGAUCCUCAUCCUGGGGAUGUCUGCCCUCGUCUUCCUGAUGUUGACGUGGCGAAAGCCUUUGGAACACUGGCUGGUGUUUGCAGUUCCGCACAGUCACCGGGCUGCCCGCCACACACGGCACAGCCAGCUCCGCCCGCUGGUCUGUUCGACUCGUGCCCUUAAGCCCUUUGCUGACGUGUUACCUGUGUGUGCUGCAUUAGACACACGUCUGCGGCCAUAAACCCAUCCUUUGCUAACGUGUUACCUGUGUGUGCUGCAUUAGACACACGUCUGCGGCCAUAAACCCGUAUAAACACCAACGUCAAGCCAUGUUACUGUGUUUUAAACUUUCAAAGAGCUUUGCAACUAAAAUAUAAGAUUACGUUUUGAAAAUAACUUUCAGUUGUUUGAUGAUAACCAGCCCGUUGUCGGUGCGCACCUGGCUUGGAGGGGCUCACUGCGGGCAGCAGCUGCUCCGGCGGGAGGGCAGGCUGUUCACGGGAGCAGGAAAUGCCCCGGACGCCCAGGAGCGGUCGAAGUGGUGACCUCGCCAUGCACUUUGUCACACAGCCCAGCAGCUGCCCUCCUGGACGUUUAUCCCAGAGGAAUGAACUCACUUCACACCUUUAUUAGUAUCAGCCAGAAACGGUCUCAGUACCCUCCAGUGGGUGAAGGUCAAUCCUUGCGCCCUGCACUAUGGGAUGGGACGCCCCUCUCAGUGAAACCACACGGCGCCCGGUGGUCUCAGACGGGCACCCUCGUGGUCUCGGACGGGCACCUUGGUGGUCUCGGAUGGGCACCCUCGUGGUCUCGGACGGGCACCUUGGUGGUCUCGGACGGGCGCCCCGGUGGUCUCGGACGGGCGCCCCGGUGGUCUCGGACGAGGCUGCGGCCCGUGGGGCUCCGUUCGUGACAUGGUGGAAUUCAGAAGCUGAGGGCCAGUGAGUGGUGGCCGGGAGACGGAGGGCGGGGUGGGGACGUGUGCUGUGUCCUCACGCUGUCCCUGCCGGGUCCUGGCUGCGGCUCCGCCUGUCAGUGGUGGGUUGUCUCCCUCGGGGAAGUGAAGUCAAGGGCUCAGGAGGGUCCCGAGUUGUGUCUUGAAACUGCACCUGGAUGGAUAAUUAUCUCAAAAAGUUUCAAUUAAAGAAGUAAAUUAAAAAUUA
Molecule: messenger RNA, 3198 nt
Organism: Lemur catta (Ring-tailed lemur)
Lineage: Eukaryota; Metazoa; Chordata; Mammalia; Primates; Lemuridae
Gene: SLC9D1
Product: transmembrane and coiled-coil domains 3
Exons: 11
Coding region: 564-2276 (570 amino acids)
Biological process (GO): potassium ion transmembrane transport; proton transmembrane transport
Cellular component (GO): membrane
Molecular function (GO): potassium:proton antiporter activity
Source: RefSeq, a predicted model, not a curated record